UUCGAACGCGCACUUCUAAGUUUUUUUUUACUACUACGGUCCAGCAGUAUAGGCACGUUUGCUACUUACAUCACUCUUUCGGUCUCUCCUUUCUCCUUUCACACAUCUGGACUGCGACGUCCUGAACUCUCCAACUUGCUCUGCACUCUACAAGACGGCUUCCUGAGACUCCUCCCCCUGCAGUCAUGUUGGUCAUCCUAGCCUUCAUCAUCCUCUUCCACGUCAUCUCGGCCAUCCUCCUCUUCGUCGCCACCAUACACAAUGCAUGGUGGGUGGUGGCACCACCAGGGGGCAGUCUGAUCUACACAGACCUGUGGUACUCCUGCAACUCCACCUGCUACCCAGUAGAAAAGAGCGCCUCGACUGAAGCAGCCUAUCUGCAGGUAGUGCAGGCGACCAUGAUCCUGUCCGCCAUCCUGUGCUGCGUGGGAUUCUUCGUCUUCAUCCUGCAGCUGUUCAGACUGAAGCAGGGGGAGAGGUUUGUCUUCACCGCCAUCAUCCAGCUACUGGCCGCUCUGUGCGUGAUGAUCGCAGCGACCGUGUACACGGCAGAGAGGGAGUCCUUCCAGGUGGAGCCUCUGAGGAAGGGGAACUACGGAGCGUCCUACGUCCUGGCCUGGAUCUGUUUCCCCAUGACCCUCUUCAGCGGCCUCAUGUAUCUAGUGCUGCGGAAACGCAAAUAGGCCCCAAAGCAACUCACUUAACCUUAUCCUCAAACUCAUAUCAAACCACUCGUAACCCCCUUCCCCCUACCUAAACAUUUACAAACGCUCAAUAACCUCACACCAAAACACUCAUAACCCCCCCCCCCCCCCCACCCACUUAUAACCUGCCCAUAACCUCACACCAAAACAGUCCCCCAUCCCCCAUACCAAAACACUCGAUCCCCCCACCCUUCCACCAAUACAGAAACACUCUUCACCCCUUCCCACCCAUUCCCCCACACCAAAACAUUCACAAACCCCCCCCCCCCCACCCUUCUCCCCUUACCAAACCACUCACACCACCAGUCCCACCUCUGACAACACUCAUACCCCAAAUCAUCAUCCCCAACCUUAGACUCCCUCACUCAUCUUCUCCCCUCAUCAUCCACAAUACAGGACAUGGGCAAAUGGGCAUCGUACACCUUUUGCUGGACUGGUCAUGUCUGGUCAGUACUGGUCUGGACAGGUGAAGAGUACCAGGGGAGUAAAUACAAACCACUCCCCUGACUGGAUGAUGGUCAUUCUCCAUGUGCAGCCUUUGGAAGGAUCUCAAAUGAUAUUGGACUUUUUGUUGCAGUUUGGGAAAGCUACAGUCAAAUGAAUCUAUUUGUACAUACUCACUUUUAUGUAUAGUCAAAGAAAAUGCCAAAAACAUUGAGAAAAAUACUGUUAACUGUAGCAUACUGGAAUGCUAGUGAAGUAGAAUGUUCUGUUGUGUAGGAUGUAGGACUCUGUGUUUUUCCUGUUACUGACCCCCAGUGGAAGAAGCUAUGCUGUGACGUGACAUAUCGGACAUUCAGAAGAGAAUUAUUCAAACUUGAAAUCCAACUCAAACACAAAGGGAGACUCCUAGAGUCUGGCGAAGGUUUAGCUUUAGGAUGACAGACCUCUUAAUGCCAUCUAUAUGUGAGUUUUCACUGAAACGACGAAAGCUAUUUAUUGUACGAAACCACUAUAGUGAUGUGCCAUCGCAACAGUCUCACUCCAUCUUAGCACUGUCUGAUCGGGUUGUCUUUCUCACAGCAGUCAGAGAAUGCCGUUUGUCUGAAGAGUGAGGCGUUAUCUGAUUUGGGAUGGAAAGAAAUGGAGAAAUUCAAAACAAUGAAAGAAUGUGCGGUUGUCUAAACAGCCAGUGCACCGGACACUACUUGAAAAUAAACCCAAAAUAGAGGACGCCAAAAAGUGUCAUUUUAGAUGAAGCCUCGCUUUGUGUGAGUUUUUUCUUUCCUUUAAGUGUCCAUUUAAACUAGUUUGAGUGCAUGUUGCAGUUUACUGGCACCUCUUUUAGCAUAUCUGUUCCCCCUAUGCCCAUAGAUCCAAACAAAUGACCUGGGAUUGACAAGUAGUUCUACAGUAUUCUCCAUGGCACGUUUUCUCACCUUUAGUCUAGAAAGUGUACAGUUUAAGGUUCUGUGGCUGAGGUAUUUGAUUUUUGAAACUGACCAAAGCUCCACUUGUUACUUGUAUUCACAGCAUCAUUUAGCAAGUAUACAGGGACUAUAGUGACAUGGUUAGAUCAGUACUGAGUUGGGACAUAACGUUAGAAUAGAAAAUGGUUUUCCUGUAGAUUUUUUUGUUUUGUCGUUUUUAUGGACCCUGGUGAGAAGUCCAGUAUACAGGUCAAAAUGAGAUGAAUAAAAGACAACCAAGCUGUA
Molecule: messenger RNA, 2359 nt
Organism: Hypomesus transpacificus
Lineage: Eukaryota; Metazoa; Chordata; Actinopteri; Osmeriformes; Osmeridae
Gene: emp2
Product: epithelial membrane protein 2
Exons: 5
Coding region: 186-683 (165 amino acids)
Cellular component (GO): plasma membrane
Source: RefSeq, a predicted model, not a curated record